This is a messenger RNA of Coniosporium apollinis CBS 100218, 1269 nucleotides long. RefSeq lists its product as uncharacterized. Gene Ontology annotation, molecular function: ATP binding; Hsp70 protein binding. The record is from RefSeq and is a predicted model, not a curated record. Gene Ontology annotation, cellular component: cytosol; nucleus; cytoplasm. The coding region runs from base 1 to 1269 and encodes 422 amino acids. Lineage: Eukaryota; Fungi; Ascomycota; Dothideomycetes. Gene Ontology annotation, biological process: response to heat; protein refolding. The transcript has 4 exons.
AUGGUGAAGGAAACAAAGUUCUACGAGCUCCUUGGGGUGUCACCAGAUGCAUCCGACUCACAGCUCAAGUCUGCGUACAAGAAAGGCGCACUAAAACAUCAUCCUGAUAAGAACGCACACAACCCAGAAGCCGCAGAAAUCUUCAAGGAGCUCUCGCACGCAUACGAAGUCCUCUCCGACCCACAGAAGCGCCAGAUCUACGACCAAUAUGGCGAGGAAGGUCUUGAGCAAGGCGGUGCCGGCGGCGGGGGCAUGGCAGCAGAAGACCUCUUCGCACAAUUCUUCGGUGGUGGCGGCGCAUUCGGCGGCAUGUUUGGCGGCGGCGGCGGGAUGAGGGAUACCGGCCCAAAGAAAGCGCGGACAAUCACCCACGUCCACAAAGUAUCCCUCGAGGACAUCUACCGUGGGAAAGUCUCCAAGCUUGCACUCCAAAAGUCUGUCAUCUGCCCGAAGUGUGAUGGCCGUGGUGGCAAGGAGGGUGCUGUCAAGAAAUGUACGGGCUGUGAUGGCCGUGGCAUGAAGACCAUGAUGCGACAGAUGGGUCCUAUGAUCCAGCGCUUCCAGACAGUCUGCCCAGACUGCCAGGGCGAGGGCGAAAUCAUCCGCGACAAGGACAGGUGCAAGCAAUGCAACGGCAAGAAGACGAUCAUUGAGCGGAAGGUGCUGCAUGUGCACGUUGAUAAGGGCGUCCAACCUGGCACGAAGAUCGAGUUCCGGGGUGAGGGCGACCAGCUACCGGGCGUGGAACCAGGCGACGUUGUGUUUGAAAUCGAUCAGAAGCCGCACCCUAGAUUCCAAAGGCAGAAGGACGACUUGUUCUACCACGCCGAGAUCGAUCUUCUGACCGCGCUGGCCGGAGGCACACUUUACAUCGAGCACCUCGAUGACCGAUGGCUCACAGUCAACAUUCUACCCGGCGAAGUCAUUGCACCUGGCGCCGUCAAGGUCAUCCGCGGCCAGGGCAUGCCAUCUUACCGUCACCACGACUUCGGCAACCUUUACAUCCAGUUUGACGUCAAGUUCCCCGACCGUAUUGGCAGCGCUGGUGAAGAGGGCCCAGAAAUGACCCCAGAAGACGUCGCUGCGCUUGAGCGUAUCCUGCCACCAAGAAAGGACCAGCAGCUACCACCUCGCGACGCCAUGCUGGAAGACUAUCCACUUGAGGACGUUGACCCGACGCGAGAGCAAGCGCGUGCGCGGGGCGCCAUGGAUGAAGACGAUGACGACAUGCAUCCGGGUGCUGAGCGUGUGCAGUGCGCGUCCCAGUAA